AUGGCGUCGGGGGUGCGGAUCAACGCGCUGAACCUGAUGGUGGUGGUGCUGGGUCCAGGGGCUCGCCGGAGCAUCGCCGGCGUCGAGCUCCUGCGGAGGAGGCGGCGGUCAGCAAGAAGAAAAGGAACAGGCAAAUCUAAUAGGGUGCUACCCGGGGCCGUUACACUGUUCUUGCAGCUGUGGUCCUGGGAGAGGUUCCCGAUUGGUCGGCCAGACAUAGAUGCUGAGCGCCCUUUCGGGGCAAACGAGUUGGAUGAUCCGGACCACAUCGAUAUGCCUACUUUCGGCAUACUUUGGACACGUCGCGAGAGACGAUUUGCUCGCGACCAGGUCAGGAACUGCUACCCUGCGUUCACCGAGCAGUUCGACGUGCUCGAUGAUAGGGCGGUGAUCUGGCAGCCCUAUAUGGCCGCCGCCGUGCAUGCAAGGUACCCCGGCGGGAUCUCUAACCUCUGCUAUAGAGAUUGUGCGUACUGGAUGACACAGUCGAAGAUCAUCUUCGAUGUGUCCGUGGAGAUAAUGUCCCAGCAGAGGAUCAUGAGGCAGUUCGGCUCUCGGCAGCUGGUCGAUCCUCCACCACCGAUAGCACCUCUCCCUGCCUACGUCCACAAGUACAAUAGGAAGGGUACUAGCCACUCCUCGACAUGGUGGCUUCAGCGCGUUGGCUCGUAUGUUGCUGAGUGGGAUGGCGCGACAACACACGUCUGGCCGAACGAUGAGCAGUUUGACCCACAGGAGUUUGACGCAUAUCUGCAGAGGUACACUGCAGCCACGCGAGUGCGCCUCAUCCAGCCAACUGAUCCAGCUGAGGCGCCACCUGCGUCUAUGCACGAUAUGUACCCGAUUCAGUCCACAGCCGGUAGUCGACAGCAUGCGGGUCAGCUGACUGCAGACUUACAGGAUGAAGUCGCUCGGUACACACGUCAAGUGUCCAGUGCGCCUCUUCUGCAGCGUGACCAACAUGUGUCAUGGCUGAGACGACUCGAGGACAAGCUACGCGGGAUCUACUCGGCUAUCACGUGCAGCCGUAGUUCCGACGUCGUUCAGCACCACCUCCUUCCACCGCGACCCUCCACACAGCAGCAGCGACGGCCACAUCUCACACCGACCGUGACACCCAGACCACCGCCUCCUGGCCGGGCAGGAGGUUCGUCGUGGCAGCAGCACACUCCUUCCGUCGACGACUAUCAGUACCAGCAACACGGAUCACGGCCUCGUCUCACGCCGACGGCGACACCCAGACCACCACCUCCUGACCAGGCAGGAGGUUCGUCGUGGCAGCAGCAUCACACUCCUUCCUUCGACGACUUGCAGUACUAUCAGCAGCAAGCUGCUUUCGACCAGUGGCAGCAGCAGCAAGCCCCUUUCAUGGGAGGAGCAGGAUACACACAGGGUAUGUAG
Messenger RNA from Lolium perenne, 1401 nucleotides. RefSeq lists its product as uncharacterized. The record is from RefSeq and is a predicted model, not a curated record. Lineage: Eukaryota; Viridiplantae; Streptophyta; Magnoliopsida; Poales; Poaceae. Gene Ontology annotation, biological process: meristem development; meristem maintenance.